UUCACUUCAAGAGUGGUUUAAUGCGGCGGUUAAUGAGAAAGAAUUCGAUGAAAUCCGAUAUGAUGACUUGAAAGAGCUUGUUCUUAUUGGUCGUGGGGCUUUCGGAGAAGUCUAUUCGGCGAAUUGUGUGUCUACUAACAAUACGGUUGCAGUAAAAAAGCCUGUAUAUAGUCCACCAUCACAAAUGCCGGUAAACAGCGGAAGUUUGAACACACUUUUGUCAUCUAUAAGCUCAGGAAAUAAUCCGACAUUAAUUUUUGAUGAAAAUCUUGCGGUUCCAUUAAAGUUGAACGAUGAAAUACCUCCUGAUUAUGGUACUUGUAAAUGUGGACAUAAAUUCACUGAUGUCGAAUGGUGCAAUGAAUGUGAAUCUGAAAAUUUUCGCAGAAAUUUUAACUCUUGGACGAGCGGCGAUCAACGUCUUGAUGAAUUAAUAAAGGAAUCACAACUAAAAGCGACCCACGUGUCUGAUUAUAUUGAAUGGAUAGAACACGAUCAAUUAAAAGAUAUAGAAAGAAUUGGACAAGGUGGAUUUUCCACGGUUUCUUCAGCAAUAUGGUGUGACGGACCACGAGAAGAAUGGGAUGAGGAAACGGGUCAAUGGGAAAGAGCUUUUAAUACUAAAGUAGCCAUAAAGUAUCUUGUCACAUCUGAGCUAGAUGCUUCUAUAGUUCUGAAUGAGGCUAAAUUAUACGUAUGUUGCGAUAAGAUUAUUCGGUUAUAUGGGAUUACAAGAGAUAAUGUAACUGACACGUACGGAUUAAUUCAAAAGUUUGCAAGUUAUGGUAGUUUACGUUCUUUUAUCAAGGGAAGGCCUUUUAUUGGAUGGUGGCAAAAAUUAAAGAUACUAGAAGGAAUUAUUCAAGAUUUAAGUCAAAUUCAUUUAAAAGCUGGUUAUUGUCAUCGAGAUUUACAUCCAGGAAACGUCCUAAUCGAUCAGGAUGAAUUAAGUGUAUCAGUGUUAAGCGCAUAUAUUAUUGAUUUUGGAAAUGAAGAUCAAUUUAAUUCUGCUGACAGAAAAGUUCGAGGACUUAAGAGACGUCCUAAGAAAAUGGAAAUUCAAUCUAUUAAUACAUCUAAAAUUCUUGAAAUUAUAAAGGAUCAGGACGUUAAGCAUAGAUCUACUGAAUAUAAAUUUGCUAAAGAAAAUCUUUUAGUAAAAAAUUUAUUAAUCUCUGUCAGUAGUUAUACACCUGCAGCACGUGCGGGACAUACUGCUGUUCUCAUUGGCAAUAAACUCUAUUUCCUUGGUGGUCAAGUAAAAAUUGGACAAGGGACAAACGAAUUUUCAUAUCUUGAUUUGUCUGUACCUUUCGAUACGGCUACUGGACAACUGCCAUGGACAGAUCUUACAAACAUCUCAAGUUCAGUACCUGCUCAUUACGAGGGUCUCGCCGUCCUUAGUGGUGAUAAAUUGGUUCUUUACAGUGGUGUUGUUGGUAGUAGUCUUGCUGGUGGACCCCUUAUAUAUAUUUUCGAUACGCAAAAGCAACUAUGGAGUGUUCCGUUUAUCACAGGAACUGUGCCUUCAAGGCGCAAGACAGCGACAGCUGUCAUUGAUACUUCGGGUAAAAUGUACAUGUUUGGUGGUAGUAUGGAUAGUUCAACAGGAAGUUCUGUAUUCGCUUUUAGCAAUGAACUUGAUAUACUUGACACGGUGGGACUUUCAUGGUCGAUGGGAACGACGACUAAUUCACCUUCAGGAAGAGAUACUCAUUCAGCAACAUUGUUAAGCAAUGGUAUCAUUGUUUUUAUUGGAGGACACGAUACUGCAGAUUUUGUUAGCAUGAGCGAGCUUCCACUUUAUGAUACUAAACUCUCCGUGUGGUCUUCAAUGAAUACAAGUGGGAAUAUUCCUGACAAACGUGUAGGUCAUACAGCAGUUUUGGUAUCAGAUGGCCGUAUCAUAAUUUAUUCUGGGUGGAACUGGGCAAACAAUCUACAGCCUAUGCCUAUUGUUGCUAUAUUAAAUGUCACUGUAACUCCUUUUCAAUGGUCAGCACCGACAGUUUAUAAUACACCACCAAGGAUCUUAAUGACUCAUACAGCGACCUUGGCGGGCAAUUACAUGAUAGUUGCCUUUGGAAAAGAUCCUCACGAUGUAUAUAAUUCAGAUAUAACAAUAAUGGAUAUAAGAAACUACACAUGGCUCACAGCAUUCACACCAAAUAGCAUUAUGCUUGUUAAUCCCACUAUAACACUUGUAUCUAGUGGCAUCAAUGCCGGAUUGCUUGUUGGCUUAUUAAUAGGCGCUAUUGGCUUUGUAACCACUGUAAUUGUGACCGCGUUCAUGGUGUAUCGAUGGAAUAAGAGACGCAAAUAUAGACACGCGAUACCAACCGCAUGA
Messenger RNA from Cetraspora pellucida, 2347 nucleotides. The record is from the annotation of a GenBank genome assembly. NCBI's taxonomy places the organism in Eukaryota, Fungi, Glomeromycota, Glomeromycetes, Diversisporales, Gigasporaceae.